AUGCCCGAAGCCGGACCGAGGAUGAAUGGCUUUUCUUUCAACGAACUGUGCUGGCUAUUCUGCUGUCCGCCUUGUCCCAGUCGCAUCGCGGCCAAACUAGCUUUCCUCCCUCCGGAGCCCACCUACUCUGUCCAUACCGAUGAGAACGGGGAAAGUAGCUUGCGUUUGGGCGAAAGGGCGGACUGGCAGUACUCCCAGCGCGAAUUGGAUGUGGUGGAGGUAUUCAGCACGAGAAGUAGUCGGGGCAACCGGGUACAAACUAUGUAUGUGCGCUGCGCGCCCAACAGCCGCUACACGUUGCUAUUCUCGCACGGAAACGCUGUGGACUUGGGACAGAUGUGCAGUUUUUACAUCGGCUUGGGCUCCAGGAUCAACUGCAACGUGUUUUCUUAUGACUACUCGGGCUAUGGCGUCAGUACUGGCAAGCCCUCUGAGAAGAACAUGUAUGCGGAUAUCGAGGCGGCCUGGCAGGUCCUGAGGAACAAGUAUGGAGUAACGCCAGAAAACAUCAUCCUAUAUGGGCAGAGUAUCGGCACCGUGCCCACCAUCGACCUUGCCGCCCGCUAUGAAUGCGCCGCUAUUAUCCUGCACUCACCACUCAUGUCAGGGCUACGAGUGGCUUUCCCCAACACUCGCAAAACCUACUGCUUCGAUGCUUUCCCCAGUAUUGACAAAGUGUCCAAGGUGUCAUCCCCAGUGCUGGUGAUCCACGGUACAGAGGACGAAGUGAUUGACUUCUCCCACGGCUUAGCUAUGUACGAGCGCUGCCCCCGUGCUGUCGAGCCCCUCUGGGUGGAGGGAGCGGGCCACAAUGACAUUGAACUGUACGCGCAAUACCUGGAGAGACUCAAGCAGUUCAUUUCCUUUGAGCUCGCCACAUCGUGA
Messenger RNA from Nerophis lumbriciformis (worm pipefish), 885 nucleotides. Lineage: Eukaryota; Metazoa; Chordata; Actinopteri; Syngnathiformes; Syngnathidae. The record is from RefSeq and is a predicted model, not a curated record.